AGAGCAUUCAAUCCCCGGGUACCCCAAAUCACAAAACCCAAAUGGUUGGAGGUUGACCAUCCUCGCUGCUAGGCUAUGCUUGCUCGCGAAAGAGAACCUCAACGCUCCUAUUGUGAUGUUAGAAUGAUGUCAUUGAUGAUGUGGCAAUUCUUCUCCUUAAGUAAAUUUGAAUCCAAUGAGUCAAAUGGGUUUGGGUCGGCUGUUUGGGCUGCGCAAACAGCUCGGAUUUGCGCGAAGCACAUGAAUCCACAUGUUCCCUAAAACACAUUUGACUCAGUGGACUCAGGUCGGCCGGCGAUACUCGAUGCCAACCAUUUGGGUUUUGUGAUUUGGGGUACCCGGGGAUUGAAUGCUCUUAACGUAUCUAUUUAGUAUUUAUUUAUCCCACUAAUUUAGACUACUGGCUAGCUAGCUAGGGUUAUUGGAUGAAAUCCAUGGAGCUCAAUGAUAAGACUGUCACUCGCUCCAACCAACGGCCGCGCGUUCCAUCGCUACAUGCAUUUGCCACCACUCCGGCACCGGGACAGGAGUAAAGGUAGGAUGCUUGUUAUCCAAACCCGCACCGGUACAGAACGGAAGGAUCCGACUGACGGCGACCGUCGGAGCACGUCCGUCAAUGAGCAAGGACCGUGGUGGGUGUGGAUUGAAGGCAAAGCAACAAGGAAACUACCCCGUUUCCACGACACUAGGUCGUUUCUUUUUUUCUCGGGGACAUCCCUGUAAAGGGGGGAUGAUCCGAUUGAUGGUGACCGUCGGAGCAAUUGAGCAAGCGUAGAUAAUCUACCUACUAUAAACCCCGUUGAUUGAGCAAGCGUGGUGGAUGUGGAUUGGAGGCAAAGGCAAAAAGAAAACUACUAGUACCCCGUUUCCAGGAUCAUUCCGUUUCUUCGAUCCAUCCUGCCAAACAAACGACACCAACACUGUGUCGUUUCUGGACAACUCCCCUCUUGUCGGUGAUAAUUCCGAUACUCGCUUCGUUCACAAAUUUAUCUUAUCGUCUCAUCCAUCGCUUCAACUACGUACACAACCUAGUCGCUUCCAUCAUGCCUUCAAACAAGAAAAAGUGCACCAAAAAGAAGCUUGCAAAGCAUCCUGAGCGGAUCUCUCCAAAGAAGCUUGCUCAAGCGAUGCCGGAAGUCCUGGAGCGGCUCCAGUCUGGAAACGUUGCCGAUAAAGAAGCCGCUUACUUGGAGGUGCUUACCUCAGUUGGUCCAAAGGUGGACAAAAUCAUGACUAAAGAUGGUAGAACACACAACAAACCGGAGCUGAAAGCACUGGUGCUUGCCGGACUCGCCGUGAGUGGCAGCAGUGAAGCAGCACAAGACCUGAAAAACUCGCUCAAGAGUAUCAUGUUGAAAUACGUCAAUGCAAUGGAUGAAAACGAGGGAGAGGUCGCAUUCUCCCUCGAAAAAAGCAAGGAGAUCCAAUUUAGGACCCAAAAGUGUUUUGAUGAAGGAAUUGACGAAAUGAAGGAUGAGAUCAUCUCAACCUGUUACAACGGCAGCGAAGAAGCAUUCAAGACAACGUGUCCAGCUUACAAGGCUUCUCGCGAUGUGUUCUGGCACCACUUUAGACAGACUUUCUGGUCAAUGAUAGAUACGAACCUAAAGGAGAUGAUGGAAAAGUUCGAUACUGCAACCGCAGGAGUGCAAAUGGGGAUGCACAAGUCCAAGUGGGUCUGCUGGAAGUGCGGAGAGGAGGCAGCAUUUUGCUGCACACAGUGUCAUGUGGCAAAGUACUGCAGCAAGGAAUGCCAACGAGCUCACUGGCAGACAUCCCACCAUCCAACUUGCAAGAGUUUGCACGAUGUGUAUGCUCCAUUCAAAGUAGACCAAACCACAGUUGAAAAAGCACAUGGGAAUCCAGAGGAACAUGCAACGAAGUUUUGCAUUGAACCUGCUGUCGAGGAUUUUCAUCUUCUUUGGAUUGCCUCAAGAAACCAUAUUUUCCAAAAACAGCUAUUUGUUACCGGAGAAGAAGGCGCCACCGGUGUCCUUGGAACAGCUGAGGCUUUCCUGGAUCAUCAUUUCCCUGACAACAAGGGGCGCAACACACCUACAAUGACCAACUUUUAUGGCAACGUGAAAAAGUUGGUAGAAGACGGGUUCUUACUCUCUCCAGGAUCUCACAAUGUUUCUCCGCAGAAGUGCGUCCGGGAUCGGAAGGCAUUUCUAGCCGUCUCCCAAGCAAUGAUGUUUGACUAUUCAACCCUCCCAGUUAUGCUACAAAUGCCUUUCUUCUACGUCGUCGUCACUGAUGCAUACGGUAGCGAGGACUUCAGCAUGAGUGCAGGGGAAUGGCUUUACAACUACUGUGACGGCGAUCGAUACAACGAAAAUGCAUUCUUGGAUUGCAACGCGGCGGCUGAACGCAAGUUCGAUGCCAAGCGAUGUCGUUACUUUGCGGAUUUCAAUACCCACGAAUACCUGCGAGAGAAUGCAGGUGACUUCGUCAAACCAAGCGAGAAACCUUGAGCCACUACGCCAAAAGCACCGGGAAAACUUGCUAUGAUAAAGCUCGUGGUCGCUCGAGAUCACGGAGGAAUCGCUUCAAAGAGGUUUUGUUAGACUAUAUAGCUCUCCUAGCUAAAGUGUAGCAUCGGGUAGCAACGUUGUUCAGUUCG
Molecule: messenger RNA, 2623 nt
Organism: Seminavis robusta
Lineage: Eukaryota; Bacillariophyta; Bacillariophyceae; Naviculales; Naviculaceae
Source: the annotation of a GenBank genome assembly